CCUUGGAUGUGGCAGAGGAGGCAGUGGGAGACCACCCCCGAGGGGAGACUGAAGGCGGGGCGCGGCGGGGAGGGGCGAGGAGGGAUGUGACUGCUGUCUGCCAGGAGCUCCAGGCAUCGAGUCCACUUGCCCGCCAGCUCGUGCUGCGGUCGGUCCGCGGGUCCCGCGCCGGCCCGGGCCCAUGGCGGCGUCGGGGGCUCUGUCUGCGGCGGCGGCAGCAGCGGCCCUGUCGGGCGUGGCAGUGCGGCUAGCGCGCUCAGCCGCGAUCCGCGGCUCGUAUGGCGCCUUUUGCAAGGGGCUCACGCGCACGUUGAUCACCUUCUUCGACCUGGCCUGGCGUCUGCGCAUGAACUUCCCCUA
Messenger RNA from Capra hircus (goat), 360 nucleotides. RefSeq names its product small integral membrane protein 10-like protein 2A. The record is from RefSeq and is a predicted model, not a curated record. Lineage: Eukaryota; Metazoa; Chordata; Mammalia; Artiodactyla; Bovidae.